GAGAGAGAGCGUGUUGGCGUGUUGUUCUCUUCCAAUAAAUCGGCCAGCUUUAGGAGCGCGGCGCGCGGUUACUACUCCUGCCACUGUCGCGAAACGCUCUCGAAAAAAGGGGGUUCGGGUACCAAAGGCGCGAGGCGUGAGAAUAAAUCGAUUCGCGAACGACGAGCCACGGAUUCGCGGCCACCAGUAAACGCGCCACCGAUGACGGAAUUAAAAUAGAUACAGGAGUAAAUUUUCGAAGCAUCCAAUGCGCGGCGCAUCGCGUAUUCUUCUAGUGGGAGGCGCUAAAAUUGGAGAUGCGAGUAGCGAGUUUUGUCGUGCCGCACCUCCUUCCUUCUUCCUUCUCCAUUUCCAAAUAGUCCUUUCGACCGAUAAGACGAUCCGCCGAACGCCGUCGCUGUGAUUAUGGCUCGCGAUCCGAGCACGCGAUCUAGCAGCUGGCAAACGACCAUCGCGACAGUUUCGCGAUAAAGUCGCGAUAAAGUCGCUUGAAGCAGAUUUCUCGGCGAGCGGAAGAAAGAGAUGCCCACUCAUCGAUUGCGAAUCGGUCGAUCGUUAGCCGAGUACCUUAUUCUCGCGGUGUGCAUCGUGUCGUUGUCAACGAAUCUCGCGCGAGUCGAAGGAAGGAAAUGCAUAUGUACGAGCAAAGCGUGCAAAGAAGCUGGCGUAAAUACUUGUAGAACGAGAUUCUUUUGCUAUACCGAACUUAUUCUGACAACAGGAUACGAAAUCGGACAAGAAAGCACGACUACGCGAGGAUGCACAGAGGGUGCCACGCCAUUGUUGUGCGAGACAAAGUCCUGGAUCACGAAGUCGCGAUCGGCCAACGCCAUGGAACCAUCAGCGAGUCCUCGGGUUCUCGUGCCCUGGCCCAAAUUGAAAUGUUGCAACAGCCACGAUUACUGCAACGCCGAUAAUGAUGAUGAUGAUGAUGAUGAUGAUGAUGAUGAUGAUGAUGAUGAUGAUGAUGAUGAUGAUGAUGACGAUGGCGAUAACAACGAUGACGACACUCACAAUGAUGAUGAUGAUGAUGAUGAUGAUAACGAUAAGAAUGCGAGCACGUGGACGCACGAGAAAAAGAUUCGAACGAAUCAAACGCGUUUUACGAUGGAUCGCGGAACACCGAUGAAUGGCCCACGAAUGUCAACGAAUAGCGAUACAACGUUGCAGCCUGAUCAAAAGCACGAUCGAAAAUACGAGAAUUCGACAGAAUCGGUUGACCGGCUCCUGCAGAAUCGUAUCAGAGCGCUACACGUCGCCGCUCUCGUUCUCGCUGUCGCAACCCUCAUAUCCGUUUUGGCAUCUUGCUACGUGAUUACAAGAUUUCUCAGACAUAAUCGUUACACAAUGGACACUGUAAAUUAUUCAUGAAUAGGAAACUUAAUUAUCGUUGGAUACGGUAAACACUACACGAUUCGGUAAGGGAUGGUGGGUUUUUUUGGCAUAAAUUAAAAGGUUAUAGGUAAAGUAUAUCACCGUUAUAUUUAUUACUGUCAUUACGUUACAAAAAUUUGAAAAUAUAAACUUAGAAUAUUAUAGUAGAGAAUAAUAUGCAACUGCGCAAAAUGCGAUAUAAUAUCUUUUAUUUUGCUUAAAAAUUAGUGUUAAACGUGUUUGUUCAUGUUUGUUCAUGUCCGAGGAUAUAUAAUUCUCGUUUCAAUCAUACGCCGCUGAUCAACUAACGAACGGAAAAUAUAAAUAGAAGUCGACCGUGCGGGAGAUAACUGCUGCCGACAGGCAGGCCGAGACUGUAUUACAGCGAUUUUUUGUUACGCCCGCUGGAUAGCUUUCAAGUUCCAGCAGUAGCGUCGCAGUGGCUGUCAGAUCACGAGCGAUCGAAUAUCACGCGCUAAUAAUAUUAUCUCAGCGAAUGCUAUUAAUUCUUGGCAGUCGGAACGACGUACGGUGUAUGUACCGUAACACCAAUGGAUCUCAGGUUCGAAGUUGUAAACGAAACUGCCAAAUUCAUUUUAAUUAUGGGUUAACUCAUAGGUUGCAUAUCAUAUACAUCAGGUAGAAUACGUUAUACAUAUUUAUGAUAAUUAGGAAAAGACUUAAUAAUUGUUUGCAUGAAACUCUUACGAUCUAAAUUAAAAAAAUUGUUUAUAUUUUUAAUCGUAUAUUAAAUCGUGUGUUCGAGAUUGCAAUCACGUAUAUAUGUAUAAUCGUUAGUAUAUAUUUACGCGAAAAUGCAUUCGUUGCACAUCUUAAAUUACACGUUUCACCGAAUAACGAAA
Messenger RNA from Pogonomyrmex barbatus (red harvester ant), 2237 nucleotides. RefSeq lists its product as uncharacterized. The record is from RefSeq and is a predicted model, not a curated record. Gene Ontology annotation, molecular function: transmembrane receptor protein serine/threonine kinase activity. Gene Ontology annotation, cellular component: membrane. NCBI's taxonomy places the organism in Eukaryota, Metazoa, Arthropoda, Insecta, Hymenoptera, Formicidae.